This is a messenger RNA of Ostreococcus tauri, 1089 nucleotides long. Its product is annotated as Ubiquitin carboxyl-terminal hydrolases family 2. Bases 1 to 1089 code for a protein of 362 amino acids. The transcript has a single exon. NCBI's taxonomy places the organism in Eukaryota, Viridiplantae, Chlorophyta, Mamiellophyceae, Mamiellales, Bathycoccaceae. Gene Ontology annotation, biological process: protein deubiquitination. Gene Ontology annotation, molecular function: cysteine-type deubiquitinase activity. The record is from RefSeq and is a predicted model, not a curated record.
AUGGCGUCCUCCUCGCCGCGGUGUCUUCCCAGAGGGCUCAGAGGCUCGGUGAACAUGGGGAACACGUGCUUCGUCGCGAGCGUGCUCCAGGCGCUCGUGGCGACGCCGUCCGUGGUGGAGUUCUUUCUCGGUGAGAGACACGCGCGGAGCGAGUGCGCGGUUGAGCACUGCGCGGCGUGCGCGCUGGACGCGUACGUGUGCGAGGCGUACGGGGAGAAAGAUUCAACGUCACGCGCGCUCGUGGCGAGCGAGGUGCUUCACGCGUGGUGGCAAAACGAACGGUCCAUGGCGAAGCAACAACAGCAGGAUGCGCACGAGUUUUUCCUGAGCUUUCUCUCCGUCGCGCACGCGAACGUACUCGGCAAGAGUCUACGACGGGAAAAGAAACGUCCAGUCGGACUGGAGGCGCUCUUAUCGCUCGAUAUCACUGGUCUGGACGAGGAUGAGGAUGAAGAAGCUGAUGCGGCGGGCGUGGACGCAAAGGUCAACGUGUCUGUCGACGCGUGUGACUGCGUCUUUCAUCGUUCAUUCGCCGGUCUGCUUCGAUCAGAUGUCGCGUGCGCGGCGUGCGGGGAAAUGACGUCGACGAUUUUAGAAGCGACGGUGGGAAUAUCAAUCGACGUGCCGUCCGGAACGGCGUCGAGCGAGCUCACUGAUUGUCUCAGAGCUUUCACCGCCGCUGAGUCGAUUGAGAGCCGCGGCUGUGCAACCCGCGGCUGCGCGACGACGAGGCUGACGAAACGCGUUCUGUUCGAGCGUUUGCCGCGAACGCUUACUUUCCAUUUGAAACGGUUCGAAGGAGGUUUCGAAUCGAAUUCAGUUCGCAAGAAUGACGUUCACGUAAGGUUUCCGCUCGACAUCGACAUGUCGCCGUUUGUCGUCGAUGGAUCGAUGCAAGCAAAGAACGUGUACAAGCUCUACGCCGUGGUCGUGCACAGCGGAAUACUCGAAGGUGGCCAUUAUACGGUGUACAUCCGUAGGGCUUGGACGUGGUUUCUGUGCGACGACGCAAACGUGCGAGAGGUGGACGCUUCGCACGUGUUCGCCGCGCAAGCGUACAUGCUCUUCUACCAAAUUUCGCAAUCGUAG